This is a messenger RNA of Raphanus sativus (radish), 849 nucleotides long. RefSeq names its product MADS-box protein AGL72-like. The coding region runs from base 10 to 678 and encodes 222 amino acids. Gene Ontology annotation, molecular function: RNA polymerase II cis-regulatory region sequence-specific DNA binding; protein dimerization activity; DNA-binding transcription factor activity, RNA polymerase II-specific. The record is from RefSeq and is a predicted model, not a curated record. The transcript is spliced from 6 exons. Gene Ontology annotation, biological process: positive regulation of transcription by RNA polymerase II. NCBI's taxonomy places the organism in Eukaryota, Viridiplantae, Streptophyta, Magnoliopsida, Brassicales, Brassicaceae. Gene Ontology annotation, cellular component: nucleus.
AGGAACAAGAUGGUGAGAGGGAAGAUCGAGAUCAAAAGAAUUGAGAACCUGACAAGCAGGCAAAUUUCGUUCUCCAAGCGUAGGAAAGGUCUUUUGAAGAAGGCUCACGAGCUUUCAGUUCUAUGCGAUGCUCAAGUUGCAGCCAUUGUCUUUUCGCAAAAAGGAAAACUAUACGAGUUCGCUAGCUCCGACAUGAAGAAGAUGAUGGAACAAUGUGAGAUGUAUAGGCAUGGAUACUUUCAUGCUGAGAGACUCCAAGAAGAGAAAGAUGUGCAGGAUCUCAAGAACGAAGUAACGGUAAUGGUGAACAGGAUUGAACUUCUUCAACUUCAUUGCCGGAAGCUUAUGGGACAAGAUUUAGGUUCUUGUUCGGUGGAGGAGCUCAAUGAAAUAACCAUCCAAAUUGAGAGAAGUCUUACUCUUAUCAGAUCAAGAAAGGGUAAGGUGCAUGAAGAUGAGGUAGAGAAACUAAAAUCGGAGAUUGAAGGAACGAGAGAGCUCGUGAACGAGAGAACUAAGCUGCACGAAAUGUUUGAAGAAAGGCCAUUGUGGAUGCAGUCGAGGAGCCUAGAGAGUGAGAAGAAUGCAUCAUCAUCAUCAUCAUCUGCUUGUGAAAACGUGAACAUAUCGGACGUCGAAACUGAUUUGUUCAUCGGAUUGCAUAGAAGCCAAGUGUAAUUGUAUGUUAAACCAACCGGUUAUUGUUUUCUUAUUUUCCAAGUAUGGAUAUGACUUGCAGAAUGUUUUAGUCGAUUCUCUAUUUGCAUAAACCAUGAAAUAAAGUAGCAUAAACCAUGAAAUAAAGUAAGCAUACAAGGGUUUUCUUUUACAUUUUCUUUUCAUCUGUAG